Messenger RNA from Galeopterus variegatus (Sunda flying lemur), 1280 nucleotides. RefSeq names its product L-threonine 3-dehydrogenase, mitochondrial-like. The transcript has 8 exons. The coding region runs from base 1 to 1041 and encodes 346 amino acids. Gene Ontology annotation, molecular function: L-threonine 3-dehydrogenase activity. Lineage: Eukaryota; Metazoa; Chordata; Mammalia; Dermoptera; Cynocephalidae. Gene Ontology annotation, biological process: L-threonine catabolic process. The record is from RefSeq and is a predicted model, not a curated record.
AUGAGGAGGUUCGAGGAGGUUCCCGGAGGGUUUUGCCUGGAGACUCUCUGUGCCUCAUCCUUCUGCACCUGCCCCAUGCUUCUCUUCAUCUCUAUCCUUUGCAGGGGUCUUGGCCAGCUGGGAGUGGGGCUUGCUAACCUUUUGAGGAAACGAUUUGGGAAGGACAAUGUGAUCUUGUCCGACAUAAGGAAACCGCCUGAUCAUGUCUUUGAUGGUGGCCCAUUUAUUUAUUCUGACAUACUGGAUGACAAGAGUCUCCGCGAGGUCGUGGUGAACAACCGCGUCACCUGGCUGUUUCACUACAGCGCUCUGCUCAGCGCGGUCGGGGAAGCAAACGUGCCCUUGGCGAGGGCUGUGAAUAUAACGGGGUUGCAUAACAUCCUGGACGUUGCAGCAGAACACAACGUGCGACUGUUUGUGCCGAGCACCAUCGGGGCUUUUGGACCUACCUCUCCCCGGAACCCAACCCCUGAUCUCUGUAUUCAGAGACCUAGAACCAUCUAUGGGGUAUCUAAGGUCCAUGCGGAGCUCAUGGGAGAAUAUUAUUAUUACCGGUAUGGGUUAGAUUUCCGAUGCCUGAGAUAUCCGGGAAUCAUUUCAGCUGACUCCCAACCCGGAGGAGGAACGACUGACUAUGCCAUCCAGAUUUUCCACGAUGCAGCCAGGAAUGGCAGGUUCGAGUGCACCCUGAGAGCUGGCACGCGGCUUCCGAUGAUGUACAUCGAUGACUGCCUCAGGGCCACCCUGGAGGUGAUGGAGGCCCCUGCGGAGUCUCUGUCCAUGAGGACGUAUAAUGUCAACGCCAUGAGCUUCACCCCUGAGGAGCUGGCCCAGGAAGUUGUCAAGCACGUGCCGGGAUUCCAGAUCACAUACAACGUGGAUUCUGUUCGACAGGCCAUAGCGGAUAGUUGGCCGAUGAGCUUUGACGACAGCAAUGCCCGGAAGGAUUGGGGAUGGAAACACAAUUUUGACCUUCCAGAGUUGGUGACAACCAUGUUGAGCUUCCAUGGCUCCAACACCAGAGUUGCCCGAGCCAACUGAAGGGACCACAGGGAGGACUGUGGUCGAGGGACAGCUGUCAUGGCCCUAAGGAGCCCACAUUAUUUGGAGUUGAAGAACUAAUUGGACUAAAUUUCGGCAGCUCAGACUGAACUGCUAGGUGGAGAAUGGAGUUAGCUUUGUGCCUUUUUUUGAAAUGUAGGCUUGGUGGUGGGACCUCUCACCUUUUGCUGUUUGCCUAAACUUGUCUAGACACACACAUCACAGAAUGAAGAUUUGAG